UAUACAAGUCAAAAUAUUCUAUCAAAAUACCCAAAAAGUUGUCGAGUAUCUUCAACUUAGUUUCGACGUAGUUUGUACCAAUCAUUUAUAUUAUUUAAUGUAUAUAAUUUAUGCCUAUCUAGCAUAUGCCUGUCAGCAAAGAUUAUAAUAAUCAAUAAAUGAAAUAAAAAUUUGGAGGAAUACAUUUAUAUAGAAUUUAAAACAUUUAAGUUUAAUUGUUUAGUUAAGAAUAAUGUGAAAAAUUAAUGUAUUAAUAAAACGAGAGUACGGAUACGGAUUACGCUGUCAGAAAAAUAUAAUUAUUAACAAUGAUUAUUGAAUAUCUCACAACUUUUCAUUUACAAGACUGCGUAAAUAUACUAUCAGAACAUGACAUUUUGGGAUAUUACAGCAUCAAAAUAGAUUUUUUAAAACUUUUCGAAACUUAUCCUGAUGUUGGCGAAAAAGUGCUUUGUAGUCCUGUUAAUACGAUACCUGUUUGUAAUAAAGAUAUAAUAAAAGUUCAACAAAAUAUUUUAGAAAGAGAAGAAUACAAAUCUAUACUUUUAAAGUUGCCUUUCCAUAACUUAAAAAGGAAUGUACAUGCAAGAUUUUUUGGGUUACCGGUUUGUCCUGAGUUACACAGGACAAUAUUUCCUAAAAAUGUUGAUUUAGGAUGCUUUGUAAAAGUCACAGGCACUGUGGUGCGUGUAACACAGGCAAAGAUGCUUGAAUAUCAAAGAAUAUAUGUGUGUAUGAAAUGCAAAUAUGAAAAUUCUGUGGAAGCAGAUUUUGAAUACCGUUACAUAUUAAAAGCACCAUCAAAGUGUGGGAAUACUGAAACAAGAUGCAAAUGCUCCACAUUUACACAAGUUAAUCUUGUUUCUAGAGAGCAUUGUAAAGAUUAUCAAGAAAUUAAAAUACAAGAGCAAGUAAAUAAACUCAGUAUUGGAACAAUACCUGGAUCUAUGUGGGUUAUUCUGGAAGAUGAUUUAGUAGACUGUUGUAAGCCAGGUGAUGAUAUAAUUAUUUGUGGUACAGUACGCCGACGAUGGCGUCCUUCACUACAAAAUAAAAAAUCAGAGGUGGAACUUGUUUUGCAAGCUAAUUAUGUGGAAGUUAUAAAUGCUCAAAGAUCAGAAGUCAUAGCUAUGGCUCCUGACAUUAAGGACUGUUUUGAUGAUUAUUGGAGAAAGUACGAACAGUGUCCAUUGAAAGGCAGGGAUCAAAUACUUUCAUCUGUUUGUCCUCAGGUUUAUGGUCUCUAUUUAGUAAAGCUGGCUGUUUUACUGACUGUUAUAACAGGUUCGGAUCAUAAGGUAGAAAAUGAAGGUAAUCAAACCAAGUCCGAUGAGAAACUCAAAACACAUGUUCGAGGACAAUGCCAUUUGUUACUUGUUGGUGAUCCUGGUACUGGAAAAUCACAAUUAUUAAAGGCUGGUGCCGAGUUAACACCCCGAUCAGUGUUUACGUCAGGAGCUGGCAGUACAAGAGCCGGACUGACAUGUGCUGCUCUUAGAGAGGAAGGUGAGUGGCAAUUAGAAGCUGGUGCAUUAGUAUUAUCUGAUGGUGGUGUUUGCUGUAUAGAUGAGAUAUCACAUUUAAGAGAUCAUGACAGAACUGCUAUACAUGAAGCUAUGGAACAACAGACUAUAUCAGUCGCAAAGGCUGGAAUAGUAUGCAAGCUGAACACCCGGUGUGCUGUCAUAGCUGCAUGUAAUCCAAAAGGGCAGUAUCAAAAAGAUGAGCCACUUAGUGUCAAUGUAUCCUUGGGAACCCCAUUGUUAAGUAGGUUUGAUUUGAUAUUUAUUUUGCUGGAUUCAAAAAACAAAACAUGGGACAAAUUAGUGUCAUCCUACAUACUUUUUGGUGAUGCUAAACAAAAAGAGGCAAAAAAGAAAUGGAGUAUUGAAAAGCUACAGAUGUAUAUAGGCUUAAUAGGGCCAAGACAUACUCAAAUGACAAAAUCAGCAAAUACAAUAUUACAGUGUUAUUACAUGAUGCAGAGGAAAUCAGAAUACAGAGAUCCAUCUAGAACUACUGUCAGAAUGCUUGAUAGUUUAAUUAGAUUAUCACAAGCUCAUUGUCGCCUUAUGUAUAGAACUACUAUAUUACCAAUAGAUGCUAUAAUAGCUAUUUCCUUAGUUGACUUAUCAAUGCAAGACUGUACAUUAGAUGACACAGUAGACGCUUUACAUUCUACUUUUGUAGAGUAUCCAGAUUUUAAUUAUUUGUGCAUAGCAAAGAAAUUGUUGAUUAGAAUGAAUUUAUUUCACAUUUGGAAAGAAGAGUUGCUUUACUAUGGAAAAUUGCUACAAGUAGAUCAUAAAACCUUAGAAACUUAUAUUGAUAGUGAAAACUUUAAAAUAUUUGUCAAAUAUGAUGAUGUCACAGAUGAUAAUAUACCGCUAUCUGCUUCAAUUGUAACUAGUUCAUACUUUAACAAGAAAAAUCCUAAUUGUGAUGGUGAAAGAUAUGACAACAAACAUAAAAAUAACAAAGAAAAUUCAAAUGAUAAAGUUAUUCAUGAUAAAUUGGCAGCAACUUUGAAGAAACAUGCUACUUUAAACAAAGUUGAAAAAGAACUCCCUCAUGUUGGCAAAAAGAAAAAAGCUACUAAACGAAAACGAAAAGAAGUAACAAUUGAUACUAGUUUUUUUGGAAAUAAAAAACAAAAAAGUAAAAGGAAGAAUAAAAAAAUGGAAUCCAACGGUAAUCUGUCUGAUAGUAUUGUUUGUAACGAAAAUGAAAUUUUAAAAGCAGUACCAAGUGUAAAUGAUGUAUUUACAGAACUGGAUAUUGAUUUUAAAAUCCUCAAUAAUUCUUACUGUGAUACAGAUACAAGUGAUAUAAACAAUAAAAAUUCACAAACUGAAAUUGAUGCAGAAAAAGAAAAACAGUCAUGUAUCAACAAUAUAGAAAUCAAGUUAAAACUUAAUGAUAAGAAACUGUUAGAUACAACAGCAAAUAAACUAAAACAAUUUGAAUUUACGGCGAAACACGAUUUCAACAAAUUUUAUGGUGAAAAUUCUAAAAUUAAUAAUAUAGCUAAAACGGAAACAACAGUUAAAUUAUUGAAUACUGAAGAUAAAAAUGUAUUUCAAAAGCCAUCACGAUUAAGUUCCCAAAUAUCAAUUUUCGAAAGUACCGACUGUGAUAUUGAUUUAGAUAUAUAGAAAAAAAAAUUAAAUUAUUUUAUCAUGGUUGAAAAAAAAGCCUAAUAUUAAUGUAUAAAGUUUUAUUAUUUUUAGUUAUAUUUAUACUGUUUUCUAAGUUAAUAAAUAAAAAAUGCUA
Messenger RNA from Nymphalis io (European peacock), 3273 nucleotides. RefSeq names its product DNA helicase MCM9-like. The transcript is spliced from 12 exons. Gene Ontology annotation, biological process: double-strand break repair via homologous recombination. Gene Ontology annotation, cellular component: nucleus; MCM complex. The record is from RefSeq and is a predicted model, not a curated record. Lineage: Eukaryota; Metazoa; Arthropoda; Insecta; Lepidoptera; Nymphalidae. Gene Ontology annotation, molecular function: single-stranded DNA binding; single-stranded DNA helicase activity; ATP hydrolysis activity. Bases 309 to 3155 code for a protein of 948 amino acids.